ACGCGGCGUUGAGGUUUUGAAGCCAUACACACAAUCUCUCCCUCUUAGAUAUACGUAACUGCCUUCUUAUGGCUUUGAAUUUCAGCCCCAGCGCACCUCUUUGUCUGUGAAGAAGACCGAAGGGCUGGGGACAAACCCUUAUUCCUCAACAGGCAUCUACGACCGUAGCCUGUUGGAUCUUUCCAGGUCGCAUCACAGUCUCGCCAUGGGCACUCCAUCUUCUAACCGCCAAUCACUAUUCGUAUCGUCGCCAGAGGAUGAGGAGCCCCGGCGCACCUCAAUCUCACGCUCUCCAUGGAUCAAUGUAUCCCGACCGUCUUCCGGAAACGCCUCCCCCACUCUGUCCAUGCUCUUAGGCUCCAACAAUACGACCAGACCGCAACAACCCCGCGGUUACCGACAACGAACGUCCUGGCAAGACACGUUCUUAACCACACAAAUGCCGCAACACGAACCUCCCUCGCCACAAGGAGAUGAUGUUCUUCAGGACUUCGAUUUCGACGCCUUCUUGAAUGGUCCAUCAUCUCUACAACAGACUCCCACCCGUACGAGAGAAUCCAGCAUAGUCGACCUCACUGAAACAUCACCUGUCGCCACAACUAGAACACCAAAGAAGCGCCGUCUAUCAAGUGUAGACAGUGAAGGCCGGACGGCAAAGCGAAAGAAGGACGCUGAUGCCAGUCCGGAGGGACUGAGGGAUGAUCACAAAAAAAGCAAACCAGGUGACAAGGUGGAAGAACUGGACCUGAUCGAUGCGGAAGACGACACCAGCUACGCUGAAGUCAUGAAGAAGCGGCAGGAAGACCUGAUAAAACAACAACGGCAAGCAGAGCUUGAUAAACCUCAGAAGCUUGCUACGACGCAGUGCGUGAUCUGUUUAGAUCAGCCAGAGGAACUGGCGAUUACUCAUUGUGGACAUAUGUUUUGCUCUUCGUGCCUCCAUGGUGCUCUCAACGUCGGCACAGGCAAGAGAUCGUGCCCAGUCUGCCGCACAGCAAUCGGAGUGCCGAAAAAGGACGGGAAACAACCCAAGACCGGCGUGUUUCACCUGACGAUGAAACUCAUGACAAAGAAGCAAGGAAAGAAGCCUGCGUUACGAUAAUGACAGUAUAUAAAUGACGGCGGCGUAUCGGGGCGGGGAUGGAUGGUAGUAUUGGAUCAUACACAUGGAUAUGAGGUCGGGGCAUGGAUAUGCGUGGGUUAUUAGAUGCGUUGCUGCGGGACUUGGAGCCACUUUCCUACGAACAUGAAUUUCCACCCACAAUACCAUGUACUAUUAGGCAGGCAUCGCGCGUUUUGGAGAUACAGCGGAAGGACAAGCUCAGCAGAUGGUGAUGGCUCGGUUUUCAGAUACCUUGCGAGAGCUGAUACCGCAACGAAGAAUUUACGAUUAAUAUAUAUACCUA
Pseudogymnoascus destructans is the source of this 1406-nucleotide messenger RNA. RefSeq names its product SUMO-targeted ubiquitin ligase complex subunit slx8 (gene SLX8). The record is from RefSeq and is a predicted model, not a curated record. Lineage: Eukaryota; Fungi; Ascomycota; Leotiomycetes; Thelebolales; Thelebolaceae. Bases 206 to 1102 code for a protein of 298 amino acids. The transcript has 2 exons.